CUUUCCAGGAAGUCGUGUGCAAUGUGUAUCUGUAGUGUUUUAAGCAUAGGUUUUAAGUUCUUAUUAGUUAUACAUCCAUAUUCAUCCAAGGACAAAUGGCAAUUGAAAACGAGCACACGCUUUCUUUAAAAUGUUAGACUGUUACAGGAAAUUAUAACAACUGUGUCAAGGGUUCAGACGAAGUUAAAUAACGGUAACGUUACCUGCUCCGCCGUUAAGAUACCAUGCCUGACUGGGUCAGUCUAUGUGUGGUCAUUAGCCUGUUGAUAAGUCUUGUUACAGUAGCUGGUUACAUUUUGUACUCGGGACUCCUCACAGACAUUAUCGUACUAACUGGCUCUCCUCCCGUAAAGAAGAUUACAUUCGCCUACAAAUUCAAAGAAGGACCGUACAAAAACUGCGGACAACUUUUUAAGGAGUCUCACAGUAUUGGACCAAAGCUUUCAUGUAUCGGAGUAUUUUAUGAUGACCCUAAAAAGGUCCCAGGACCACAGUGCCGCUAUGCUGUCGGCAGUAUUCUGAGCGAGGGAAAAAACCAGGCAGACGUGGAACUUUUGAAGAGCUAUGAGACAUCAGGCUUUAAUGUCUUUUCCUUUCCUGAAGUCACACACGUGGUCGCUACGUCGUUCCCCCACAGGACGCAUUUGUCUGUCAUCCUGGGAGUAAGAAGAGUUUACCCACGGCUAGAGCACUACAUCAAGGAAAGGAGGCUGUGUGCACACCCAUUCCUUCAGAUCUACAGAGAGGGUCAGAUCCAGUUCAUGGCCCCCUUGGCCCGUCAGGGAGAUUUCUACGUGCCUGAAAUCCGACCGGUAGAAAGGAGGCUGUCAGAACAAGAGGAAUUGCACAGUGACUCAGAAGUCUCAGACUCAAACAGUGAAUACAGCUCAGGGAGUGGGGUUCUCCUGUCAGACAGCAGAGGGACGUCCCUAGCAGCGUCCUCUGUCCACUCUGUGCCUAUCCAGGAUCAAGGAGAUAGAAACAACAGAGGGAGAAGCUCCAGGGGAACCUCGUUUAAAGACCUGGACUGGGAGCAGACCGGUGGACAGCAGGCAGAGAGAGAAGAGCCGCUUCAUGGAGACUCCAACCAGAAGAGCCUGGAGGCUCCCACUCAGGAGUGGUGGGGUGCCGUUGGAGGAGAGGAGUAAAAGUUCAGUGAGACACAUUAGUUGAGGAUGAAAGAGUAAAUGAUUGAAAUUCAAGAGUGUCUCACUAUGGGUCCAUGUCCAAAUGUGUAAAUAUUAAAGGACAAGGCAGGUGACAUUCUAUAUUUUGGUUAUUGUGAACAAAUCCCAUGAAAAGACCAAAACAAGCAAUGUGUUGGUCUGUUUCUUAAUACUUUCAUUCUUCCCCUUUAUGGUGCAAAGGGAUAUGCAUCAAGCUUUGGCUACACAGGCAAUACUUGUGAGUGGGGUCAAGUCAUUGCUAUUUUGGCCUUUUAUUGGAUUUGUUGAUAAUAAAAAUAUAGAAUAUAACCAGACAUAUUUUUUAGUCUUUUAAUUAUAGUUUUAGAGUUAAUGCAUUCAAAUCUGCUAGAUUUUGCUGACAGAAAACCACUUGAAAUCUGCAGAACUUAUUCAGGUAGCCUGAGUUUCUUGAAACAGUAGUGAUGUUUGUCAAAAUGAUACAAGAUGACUGAACUGAGUAUUUGUUAAAAAAAAUAAUUUUACUUGAAAGGUAUUUCAUUUGCUGUACUGAAGCUAUAACCAUUAUUUGCAUUUCUAAUAAGUUUUUGUUUGUUGGAGGAUUGUUUCACAAACAUACAGGGAAUUCUGUUCAUUUCAAAGAUACUUUUUGACAUGUUUACAAAGGGCAGUAGUUUCAUUCAUUAAUAACUGACAAAGGAUUGAAAUUAUAUGAGCACAUAGACCUCACAAAGUGAGUGACUUUUUUUAAAGAUAUUGUGUUUGACUGAAUAUUUGUGCAUCUUGUUAGAAGCGUUUUGUGUACUUUUACAAGGCUGUGUGUUGGCAUAGCUCUGUUGGUGAUGCGAGUUUUGAUAUAAAAUGUACUUCAUUUCCAAAGAGGAAGGUGUGAA
Sander lucioperca (pikeperch) is the source of this 2038-nucleotide messenger RNA. Its product is annotated as testis-expressed protein 264. The coding region runs from base 225 to 1148 and encodes 307 amino acids. Gene Ontology annotation, biological process: protein-DNA covalent cross-linking repair; reticulophagy. Gene Ontology annotation, cellular component: autophagosome membrane; nucleus; replication fork. Lineage: Eukaryota; Metazoa; Chordata; Actinopteri; Perciformes; Percidae. The record is from RefSeq and is a predicted model, not a curated record. The transcript is spliced from 4 exons.